CCCGGCACCAUAAAGCCCUGGAUAUGAGUCGGAAGAGGCACCGCUUGGUCUCGGAAACCUUUGGGCUGAAAAGGCGGCGGGAACCAGGAGGCGGACCUGCGGAUCCUCUGAGGGGCGAGUCGGUGUCGGCGCGUGGAGCCGUCGCGGAGCUGAUGCAACUGUUCCCUCGAGGCCUCUUCGAGGAUGCCCUCCCAUCCAUCGUGCUGAGGAGCCAGGUGUACAGCCUUGUGCCGGACCGCACGGUCGCCGACAGACAGCUGAAGGAGCUUCAAGAGCAGGGGGAGAUCAGAGUCAUCCAGCUGGGCUUCGACUUGGAUGCCCAUGGGAUUAUCUUCACCGAAGACUAUAGGACCAAAGUCCUCAAGGCCUGUGAUGGCCGACCAUAUGCUGGAGCUGUACAGAAGUUUCUGGCUUCGGUGCUUCCAGCCUGUAGGGACCUUAGCUUCCAGCAGGACCAGAUGACACAGACCUUUGGCUUCAGGGACCCAGAGAUCACGCAGCUGGUGAAUGCUGGCGUCUUCACUGUUCGUGAUGCUGGGAGCUGGUGGCUUGCCGUGCCUGGAGCUGGGAAAUUCAUCAAGUAUUUUGUUAAAGGGCGCCAGGCUGUUCUGGGCAUGAUCCGGAAGGCCAAGUACCGAGAGCUUCUCCUGUCUGAGCUCCUGGGCCGGCGGGCACCUGCUGCUGUACGACUUGGCCUCUCCUAUCAUGUGCACGACCUCAUUGGGGCCCAGCUGGUGGAUUGUAUCUCCACCACUUCUGGAACCCUCCUUCGUCUGCCAGAGACCUGAGAAUUCUGCUCAUCAUUGUACACCUCCUCACAGUGGGC
This is a messenger RNA of Chrysochloris asiatica (Cape golden mole), 826 nucleotides long. RefSeq names its product serine/threonine kinase 19 (gene WHR1). The record is from RefSeq and is a predicted model, not a curated record. Lineage: Eukaryota; Metazoa; Chordata; Mammalia; Afrosoricida; Chrysochloridae. Bases 24 to 788 code for a protein of 254 amino acids. Gene Ontology annotation, biological process: positive regulation of Ras protein signal transduction; protein phosphorylation. Gene Ontology annotation, molecular function: protein serine/threonine kinase activity. The transcript has 7 exons.